Messenger RNA from Bacidia gigantensis, 2376 nucleotides. RefSeq lists its product as uncharacterized. The transcript is spliced from 2 exons. The coding region runs from base 1 to 2376 and encodes 791 amino acids. The record is from RefSeq and is a predicted model, not a curated record. Lineage: Eukaryota; Fungi; Ascomycota; Lecanoromycetes; Lecanorales; Ramalinaceae.
AUGAUGGAGCAGCUCGCUGAAAGGCGAAUGCAACGGGAGGAAGAGUCACGUAUGGUCGCAAGCGGCAUGGGCCAUCCAUCCAUGCGCCACGGACAGCCAGAGGAGGAAGACGACGAAUACGACGACGAAGGAGACGAUGAAGACUUCAACAGUGAGGAGGAUGAAGAAUUUGAAGACGAUGAACUGGCUAUGUCUGAGGAACAACGAAUGGAAGAAGGCCGUCGAAUGUUUCAAAUAUUUGCAGCCCGAAUGUUCGAGCAGCGGGUUUUGAAUGCAUAUCGACAGAAAGUCGCGGAGGAACGUCAGAGAAAGCUCAUUGAAGAACUCGAUGAAGACAAACAGGUUACUGCUCAACGUGAGGCUAAGAAAGCUAAGGAAAGCCAAAAGAAAAAGGACAAGAGGCAGAAGGCUAAGCAAGUAAAGGACGAGGAGAAAGCAAAGCGAGAAGCUGAAAAGGCCGCUGAAGAAGCCGCUGCUAAGGCGAUAGAGGACAAAAAAGCAGAAGAGCAACGGCAGAAGAAGGAGGAGCAGCGAAGAAAGAAAGAAGCCGAGAAAAAAUCUGCUGAGGAGGAUCGAAAGCGGAAAGAAGAGGAGAAGCAACGACAGGCUCGAGAGCGAAAGGAGCAACUAGCAGAGCAAGAACGAAAGCAGCGCGAAGCCAAGGAGAGGGAGAAGAAGAAACGUGAGGAGGCGAAGAGGAAGGAGCGUGAAGAGCGCGAAAGCAGAGAGCGGGAAAUUGCGGAGCGAAAGGAGCUGGAAGUCAAAUCUAAAGCCGAACACGACGCGAAAGAGCGUUCGAAGCGUCAAGAAGCAGUAGCUGCACAAGCUGCUUCAAUACCGAAAAGGCCAUCACCAGCAGCGAUAACAGUUCCCGCAUCGUCGUCUCUUCAGCCUCAGCAGCGAUCACAUACGCCGAGCAGCCAUGCUUCGCCCCGACUUCCAAUCGCUACGCCGGCCGUCCCGAAACCACCGACGCCCAGCCGGCAAAAGCAGAAGUCAUUCCAGGGUUCAAGAACGGCCUCACCAAGGCCUUCACAACCUACUUCCAGCUCGACAGCCUCGCCUGCUGCGUCAUCUGAGCACCACGUAGCGGCUCAUGCCAGAAAAGCCAGCCAAGUUGGCGCGCCUCACCCCUCUUCGCAAAUAUCUCGAUUUUCUCCAGUCGACCCUCCUACUGUCUCGCAUCCGCCAGGCUUCUCAAACGUAGUGCCCACCACAAGUACUGGCUUUUCUUCGCCAUUCGGCCCGCCAAUGUCCCCCGGAAGGCAACAAGCACCUUCACACCCACCAGGCUUUCCGAGCCAGCAGCCAUAUGGUACUGGUUAUUUUCAAAAUCCUAGCAUGCCAUUUCCACCAGGCAUCAAUACAAUGCGGCAUGUGCCGCCAGGCCAACAUAGCAACGUGACACAGCAUGCACCACAAAUCCCUGAACCUGCUCAGAGAAAUAUCUCGAUCACCAACCACGGCCGAUUUAGCAACCCACAGGAAACGGUCCCAGCUCAAGCACAUUCAAGAAAUCAAUCUGCAUCUUCUGGUAUCUCGCCAAGAGAUCCAAAUCAACGCCCAGCUCCUAUCCAGCGACCCCCAAGCACGACAGGUACUCACCAAAAUGAGAAUAUAAGGCCGAAGAGCAAAGACGUGGACGAUCUUAGUAAUCACCUUGGGAGCAGUGCGCUUCUUGAUGAUGCUGAUGAAGAAGCACCAAGUGCAAUGGCAAAUCUCCGACAAGGAAGUAUUGCAGUAGGUGGUCCAAGGCCUUCGCGACAAGGCCCAUUCGGCUCAAAUCCUGGAUUUGCUCCCAUUGGAUCUAAUUCAAGGAUCGACACAAACCAGCAAAUGACCAACUCGCUGUGGGGAUCUAGCCAGGCCUCAUUCGGUGGCAAUGUACGACCGAACCAGCCCUUCUCGUCCGCGCCUGGCUUUGGGCGUCCUACUAAUGGCACCUUUUUGAACACCACGAGUCUACCAGCAGCUCGCCCUCCUAGGAUUCGUCUACUCAUAUGCAGUGCCUGUGACAAGCUAAAUCGUCUCCAGCCUUCAAAUCAAGGAUGGCACGCUGCAGAUCAGGUGCUCCACGAAGUGCAAUCCUUGAUGUCCCGCAAUGAGCCAGCUGUCGCCAUGAUGGAAAUGCUGCAAACGUGCGACACGGAAGGCAACGCCCAGUCUGGUGGCGGUGUCUUUGAGUAUCGUACUAUCGAUAAAGGGUUUCUGAUCAAGCACAAGCCGGAUGCGUCUCUAAAAGGGAGAAACGGACCUCCACCUGGCGAGAUUGGGAGUCCAAUAGGAAGUGGGCCAACUGGCAAUGGGUUUGGCCCAAUAGGUGGGCAACCUACGUUCCAACAACAAGGAGGUUUUCCGUCAUCUUCGGGUUUCUAA